AGGUCCCGACUCCCGCCGCACCUCCUCCGGCUCUGCAGUGGCGGCGGGGAGACGAGUCGGAGCGCCAGCGGGGCCGGGGCUGGAGCCAAGCCGGGGUCGCGGCAGAAGCGGGGUCCCUCGGAGGCGGGGCCAGUGGGACUGCGAUGGGCGUGGAGAUCGAGACUAUCUCCCCGGGAGACGGAAGGACAUUUCCCAAGAAGGGCCAGACGUGUGUGGUGCACUACACAGGAAUGCUCCAAAAUGGGAAGAAAUUUGAUUCAUCCAGAGACAGAAACAAACCUUUCAAGUUCAGAAUUGGCAAACAGGAAGUCAUCAAGGGUUUUGAAGAGGGCACAGCCCAGCUGGGUCCUCUUUCUCCUCUCCCCAUCUGCCCCCAUCCCUGCUAGAUGAGCUUGGGGCAGAGGGCGAAGCUGACCUGCACCCCCGAUGUGGCGUACGGAGCCACAGGCCACCCCGGUGUCAUCCCUCCCAAUGCCACCCUCAUCUUUGACGUGGAGCUGCUCAACUUAGAGUGAAGGCAGGAAGGAGCUCGAGGUGGCCGGAGAAGGCUGUUGCCCGCCACUGGGAUGGCUCCUCCUGCUUGGGGCUCUUGAUCAGUGUGCUCACCUCACUGCCCCAUGGCAUAACCCAUUCUCUCUGCCCAAGUUGCUCUGUAUGUGUUCGUCACUGUUCACGCGUAUCUUUGCUUAAGGACACUUCAGUUGCAGAUUGAAACAUUUUAGGUUGUGCAUUUUGCGUGAUGCAUGUAGUAGGCAUUCCUCAACAGAGAACACAGGUUUCUCGUUUGCACAAUCUACACUGCCUUACCCUCACCUAAGCCAGACACACAAGGUGCUCGGACAUGAAACAUACAUGGUGUGCACAGAGGAACUUGAGCCAGUUACCUUUGCUGUCACUUUCUCUCUUAGAAAUUGUUGGCUGCUGACUUACAAGAUGUCCUCUUUGGAAAUGACAUGAUGUAAAAUAAAGGCUCUGUGCUUGAC
Messenger RNA from Hipposideros armiger (great roundleaf bat), 983 nucleotides. It is a transcript of the gene FKBP1B, whose product is annotated as FKBP prolyl isomerase 1B. The coding region runs from base 144 to 386 and encodes 80 amino acids. NCBI's taxonomy places the organism in Eukaryota, Metazoa, Chordata, Mammalia, Chiroptera, Hipposideridae. The record is from RefSeq and is a predicted model, not a curated record. Gene Ontology annotation, molecular function: peptidyl-prolyl cis-trans isomerase activity. Gene Ontology annotation, biological process: regulation of cardiac muscle contraction by regulation of the release of sequestered calcium ion; protein peptidyl-prolyl isomerization. The transcript has 4 exons. Gene Ontology annotation, cellular component: sarcoplasmic reticulum membrane; cytoplasm.